AUGCCUCCCACGCUGCUGCAGAACAUGCGCACUCCUUGGCCUUUCCAUACUUGGGGGCUUGACUUAAUUGGGACAAUCCAUCCACCUUCUGACGGUUACAUAUGGAUCCUCACUACCACGAAAUAUUUCACGAAGUGGGUCGAGGCAAUUCCUCUUCGAAAGGCCACAGGGGCUGCUAUCUCAAAUUUUAUCCGAGAAUACAUCGUGUGCAGGUUUGGAAUCCCAUACAAAAUUGUUACUGACAAUGGCACACCGUUUGUUAACAAGCAAGUGAGCUCGACACUUAGCGGCUACGGUAUCAAGCAUCGUCGCUCCACACCUUAUUACCCACAGGAAAACGGUCAAGCGGAGGCCACCAACAAGACUAUACUGAGAAUUUUGAGCAAAAUGGUAUAUGAGUACGAAGGUGGUUGGAACAUUCAUCUGCCAGAUGCCUUAUGGGCUUACUGCACCGCUCCAAGAAGUGCCACAUGCUUCUCGCCUUAUUCACUCGUAUAUGGGUCCGAUGCCAUCUCACCUAUGGAGAUCACCACUCCCACUGCCAGAGUAUCAGCUGUCAACGAUCUUGAAUGGGAUGUGAAGUCAUGCUUGGACUGGCGCUUAGUGGAUCUCGAAGCUGUGGAUGAGAAAAGGGUAGAAGCUGAAAGAAGGGUGGCACUUUACCACAAAACUGCUACCCAAGCAUACAACAAGACAGUCAAGCCUCGAGCCUUCAAGCAAGGAGAUCUCGUGCUAAAAGUCGUUGAGCAUGUAAGAAGACAAGUGUCGGGACCUUCCAAGUUUGCUCCGCAAUGGGAAGGCCCGUUUGCAGUCAAGGAAGUACACAUCAGUGGCUAUUAUCGCUUGAUCUCCGUCAAGGAAGGCACGCUAACGGAUCCCAUCAAUGGAAAGUGGCUCAAGCCUUACUAUUGCUAA
Prunus avium (sweet cherry) is the source of this 915-nucleotide messenger RNA. Lineage: Eukaryota; Viridiplantae; Streptophyta; Magnoliopsida; Rosales; Rosaceae. The record is from RefSeq and is a predicted model, not a curated record.